AUGGCCAAUAAAGUCAGCUGAGGAAGUGGUCAUUGACGCCAGGGACAGCAUCAGUAAGCUGCAGAGGAAGGCCUUUUCAGCAGUGAUGACAAGGGGUCAAGUGAAGAGAUGCCGAGGGGUCACCACUCAGGACCAAACCGAAGCUGAAGAUUCGGUUGAAGAAAAUGACGUUAACCCAACCCACCUGAUUGUCUGCCCUGAUGCAUCGGAAACCGAUCCAGAAAUGAGACGGGGUGAAGUUGCGCUGAGAGUAACACUUUCCAACUCAGCCAUCAAAAAUCUUUUGGAGGUGAAGAGGUUUAGUUGCAUGUCCAGGCUGGUGAAUGUCGUUGCUUGGGUGAGACGGGCUGCUGACAGAUGGCUGGGCCUCAAAGACCAAACCACAAAGAAAUUAAAGUGGGAGGCAUCACCCUCAAAAGAGAAAUCUAAAGCUUUUGUGCUCAAUGUUGAAGACUGUGAGCAUGCCUUCAGAGCUCUCUGCUUGGCAGCUCAAGAAGGCAUUACAUUUCCCGACACUACCCUAAACAGGCUUGUGGUGAUUAAGGACAAAGAUGGACUCAUUCUCUGCGGCGGCAGAAUUCAGGUCUUCAGAGAUGAUAAAUCUUUAGUGCCCAUCCUCCCUCAAGAUGCGUGGAUUUCUACAUUGCUUGCACGAGAAGCCCACAAUGCCAAUCAUGAGGGUAUAGCAGGAACACUGUUGAGGAUGAGAAGGAAAGCCUGGGUGGUUAGGGGAAGAAGGAUAGUCAAAAAAGUAGUGGACAAUUGCGUAACCUGCAGGAGAGUGAAAGCAAAACGGUGUCAACAAAUAAUGAGCGACCUACCACCUGAGAGAACCACGCCAGCAGCUCCAUUUCAGUUCACCGCCGUGGACCUGUUCGGGCCAUAUGAAGUGAAAGAUGAGGUGAAGAAGAGAGUGAGGCUGAAGGUGUGGGGUAUUGUGUUCAGUUGCAUGGCAUCCAGAGCCAUUCACGCUGACAUUGUCAGUGACAUGUCUGCAGAAGGAUUUAUGCUUGCUUACCAACGAUUCACAUCACUGAGGGGACACCCCAGCAAGGUAUGGUCUGACCCAGGCACAAACUUCGUUGGGGCCAAACCUGCCCUUGAAGACCUCUACCGGUUCCUGGGGAAACUGGAAAGCUCAGGAGUGGAAGAAAAGGCGGCAAAGAACGGCACAAAGUGGUCCUGGAAGAUCCAUCCGGCAGACUCGCCACAUAGAAAUGGAGCAGCUGAAGCAGCGGUGCGGACUGUAAAGAGAGCUCUCCAGAACGUAGGUGGUAAUGGAGUCUUCACAUGGGGGGAAUUCCAGACCUUUGUGUAUAUGGCGGCCAAUAUGUCUAAUGAGAUGCCUGUGGAUGCAAGAGCACAAAGCCAAGAGGAUUGCGUGGAGUAUAUCACUCCAAACUCUCUCCUGCUGGGGCGGGCGAGCUUGAGAGGAGACCCAGGAGACUUCCAGUUUGAGGGUUACCCCUACAAAAGGCUGAGAGUGAUCCAGUCAGAGGUGAAGAAGUUCUGGAAGAAGUGGUGUCAAUUGGCAGGCCCGAAUCUCUUUGUAAGGAGCAAAUGGCACACGAAGGAGAGGAAUGUUGCAGAAGGAGACAUUGUUUGGCUUGCGGAUCAGAACGCCUUAAGAGGUCAGUUCAAACUAGGCAGAGUGAUCAGUGCAUUUCCUGACAAGAAAGGAGUCGUAAGAGACGUCAAAGUCAGGACGUUUCCUAGCUAUCCAGUCAUGAUCAAGAAGCCAUCCCGUGAAGAACAUGGUAGUAGAACCUCAGCGGCGAGGAAGCUUUCCAGCAAGAUCCCUGCUACGAUCCUACACAGAGACGUCAGGCGUCUUGUUGUGUUGAUUCCAGUGGAGGAGCAAUGAAGAGAAGAUUGGCACAGUCCAGAGAAGAGUGUCGUGACCUCCUUGGGUUCUGGUACCAGGAGCUCAAGUGGGAGGUGUGCUGUUAGAUCGAACUUAAAAAGAGACUUUUGUUUUGAAAAGAAAAGAAACUUUUAUUUUGAAACCGGAAGUAGUUCUCAUGCCAGGAAACGCGGAGUCAUUGUAGCGCAGGUGGUGUGUGAGUGUUUGCAAGGCACAUGUUGACUGCUGAAGGACGGGAGCUUAACUAACUGGCCAUUUCCAGGGAUGCUACUGGUUUUCAACCUAUCUAUAAAAGACGUAUUCGGACUGAUGACUUUAGUAAAAUAAAUGAAAGAAGAACGAAGAAACCGUCUGAGUUGUGUCCAUUUUACCCUGUUGAUGGCCAAGGCCUUUUUCAAGUUUGGGCAGAAGUUAAGAAUCCCCCGAUAACUUGACA
Eleginops maclovinus (Patagonian blennie) is the source of this 2300-nucleotide messenger RNA. RefSeq lists its product as uncharacterized. The transcript is spliced from 2 exons. Gene Ontology annotation, biological process: DNA integration. The coding region runs from base 86 to 1864 and encodes 592 amino acids. Lineage: Eukaryota; Metazoa; Chordata; Actinopteri; Perciformes; Eleginopidae. The record is from RefSeq and is a predicted model, not a curated record. Gene Ontology annotation, molecular function: nucleic acid binding.